AUGAAGAACGGUAUGGCUGAGUGUAGUGUAUGUCGUUCAAGGUUGGUUUCUCCAAGUAGCAAAGCUAUAGCGAGGGCUUAUGAAUAUGACAAGCUCAAGAUUAGAGUGUCUUCAAAACAAAGAGCUCUCAAUGUCUUUUUGGUAGUUGGAGACUGCAUGCUUGUUGGUCUACAGCCUGUGUUAGUGUACAUGUCUAAAGUGGAUGGAAAGUUCAACUUCAGUCCUAUUAGUGUCAACUUCUUGACAGAAAUCGCAAAAAUUAUUUUUGCAAUUGUCAUGCUUUUGAUCCAGGCCAGGCACCAGAAAGUUGGAGAGAAACCUCUACUAUCUGUUUCCACGUUUGUCCAGGCAGCUCGGAACAAUGUGCUUCUCGCUGUUCCAGCAGGAUUGUAUGCCAUUAAUAACUAUCUUAAGUUCACAAUGCAGCUAUAUUUCAAUCCUGCUACUGUGAAGAUGCUCAGCAAUCUAAAGGUUCUGGUGAUUGCUGUACUACUGAAGAUGAUAAUGAAGCGACGGUUUUCCAUCAUACAGUGGGAAGCACUUGCUCUGUUGCUUAUUGGGAUUAGUGUAAAUCAGCUGCGUUCUCUUCCCGAAGGUGCUACUACUAUGGCUGUCCCAAUUGCUACGGGUGCAUACAUCUGUACCUUUAUCUUUGUUACUGUCCCAUCUUUAGCAUCUGUCUACAACGAGUAUGCUCUAAAGAGCCAGUAUGACACAAGCAUUUAUCUUCAGAACUUAUUUCUCUAUGGUUAUGGUGCGAUAUUCAACUUCCUCGGAAUACUAGGAACUGUUAUAUAUAAAGGUCCUGGCAGUUUUGACAUCCUACAAGGACAUUCUAGGGCUACCGUGUUUCUGAUACUGAACAACGCAGCACAAGGGAUUCUAUCCUCCUUUUUCUUCAAAUAUGCAGAUACAAUCUUGAAGAAAUAUUCGUCCACGGUUGCCACAAUUUUUACUGGCAUAGCAUCUGCAGCACUCUUUGGACAUGUAUUAACCAUGAAUUUUCUUCUGGGGAUUUCGAUAGUUUUCAUUUCAAUGCACCAGUUCUUUUCACCCCUUGCAAAAGCCAGAGAUGAGCAACAGAACGGGACCGUAGAAUUAGUUAACACUAAGGAUGAUCAUAGGGCUAAAGACUCAUUCAUUAACAUGGCAGCAGGAGCAAAUGAAGAGGCUACUCACCGUGUUGUAUCAGAUGAGAGAGAGCCGCUUCUUCCCCGAUAA
Arabis nemorensis is the source of this 1221-nucleotide messenger RNA. The record is from the annotation of a GenBank genome assembly. NCBI's taxonomy places the organism in Eukaryota, Viridiplantae, Streptophyta, Magnoliopsida, Brassicales, Brassicaceae.